Cooperia oncophora is the source of this 1362-nucleotide messenger RNA. The record is from the annotation of a GenBank genome assembly. NCBI's taxonomy places the organism in Eukaryota, Metazoa, Nematoda, Chromadorea, Rhabditida, Trichostrongylidae.
AUGGAAGCAGACGCUGAAAUUGAAGCAUUGCGAUCGAUUUUUGGCGAUGAGAUCUCGGUUAACUCCAACCAUGACCGGUCACUCACGACAGUGCGCAAAAAGGUUCGACCCAAUGAUGAGGAGGGUGUUUCGUCUGCUUCGAUAGUUGUAGAAUUCGAAUUAGGACCGGAGUAUCCGGAGGUGUCACCAAAGGUUCGGCUUUCCAAUCCGAGGGGGAUAUCUGAACAGUCGCACCAUCAGCUCAUUGAAGAAGUAUCCCAACGACUCCGCGAACUUCGUUGGAGCUCCUGUUGUCACUGUGCUGACUUUAUUCUGGAGCAUCAACACUCAUCAUCGUUAGCCUGUCCGAUUUGUCUAUGCCCAUUGACUUCAGCUGGUGUCUCCGCUACACCAUGUGACCAUUACGCCCAUACUGAGUGCCUUGAACUGCAUGCUGAACACACUCGGAAACAGUUAGGAGAGAAACUUGCUGCUAGAGGCUUCAAGAUGUGUGAUGACGUCGAUAGGGUAGGUACUGACGAAUUUCCAGAAGGUGAACUCGCGCCGUCACGCAUUUUCAUUCAGUCUCUGCGAUGUCCUGUCUGUAGAGUGGUGAUAGAAGAAGAGGUGGAGCCCAUUCUUCAACCGUCACCACCUGGUCGGAGAAGGCGUGCUAGCCUGAAAGAGCGCGAGACCACGCCAGCGCGCCGCCUUGUCCAACAAGGAUCGCACACAGAUUUCGAGUUCGACUGGGAACGAUGGCGGCAACAGCAAGCUUCUCUAAUGGCUAUUUAUGAGAGGCAGAAGCAAAAAGGUGGUAUUAUCGACCUUGAAGAAGAGAGGAAGAAAAAUCUUAUCACUGAGGACACGGUGGUAGAACUGACGAGGGAACUGGAAAACCUGAUCACUGAGCCAUCCAUAUCCGGACCAGUACAAACGAAUGACGAGGUGGAGCCUGCACACGUGACAUCGGACGCUCCCCCAGGAUUUGAAGAUGUGCUACCGGCUAAUCCACCGCCCCAUAGCCAGCACCAACGGGGCGGUAACACUCAUCGCGGUCGAGGACGGGGCAGGCGGUUCCAUGAUGGUCAUUACAGAGGAGGAAAUAGAGGAGGAGGUCGUCGUGAACACCAUAGUGAUAAAAACCAAGCAGGCACUGUCGAUAGUGAAGGUCCAGGCCAUGGUAUAUCGCCCUCAGCACUUACAAGUAAGCAGGGAGCUGAUGUAGCUGGCGAAUCGAGCCAGGAACGCCGAGGUAACGUUUACUCAGGCUCUGGUCCAAAACGCCAUCCUCAUCACCGCGGUCGUUAUCAUAAAACUGGUCAUCGCCCUCCUCAUAAUGUCACCGAACGAGCUCCUCCUGUUUCACCGGAGCACUUGUGA